Molecule: messenger RNA, 2487 nt
Organism: Onychomys torridus (southern grasshopper mouse)
Lineage: Eukaryota; Metazoa; Chordata; Mammalia; Rodentia; Cricetidae
Gene: Pkp1
Product: plakophilin 1
Exons: 14
Coding region: 183-2372 (729 amino acids)
Biological process (GO): intermediate filament bundle assembly; cell-cell adhesion; cell-cell junction assembly
Cellular component (GO): nucleus; adherens junction; plasma membrane
Molecular function (GO): cadherin binding
Source: RefSeq, a predicted model, not a curated record
UGCAGAGGGACGAGCCGGGGCGGAGGCGCCAGGAGCAGCAGCCGGGAGCCUCACGCGGACCAGCGCUCUAUGGCCAUAGGGAGCCGCUGAGAGGAGAACACGUGCCCGCACCCCGCUGCACCGCACCCCGCGCCUCUCGGCUCCCCCGGCCCGCGCGCGCCCCUCCGGACCCCACUGCCACCAUGAACCACUCGCCACUCAAGACCGCGCUGGCGUACGAAUGCUUCCAGGACCAGGACAACUCCACGCUGGCUUUGCCCUCCGACCAAAAGAUGAAGACCGGCACGUCGGGCAGGCAGCGUGUGCAGGAGCAGGUGAUGAUGACCGUCAAACGGCAGAAGUCCAAGUCUUCGCAAUCGUCCACUCUGAGCCACUCCAACCGAGGUUCCAUGUAUGACGGGCUGGCCGACAAUUACAACAACUAUGGGACCACGAGCAGAAGCAGCUACUUCUCCAAGUUCCAGGCGGGGAAUGGCUCCUGGGGCUAUCCGAUCUACAAUGGGACCCUCAAGCGGGAGCCUGACAACAGACGCUUCAGUUCCUACAGCCAGAUGGAGAACUGGAGCCGGCACUAUCCCCGAGGCAGCUGUGCCACCACUGGCGCUGGCAGCGACAUCUGCUUCAUGCAGAAAAUCAAGGCGAGCCGCAGUGAGCCUGACCUCUACUGUGACCCGAGGGGCACGCUGCGCAAGGGCACGCUGAGCAGCAGCAAGGGCCACAAGACCACCCAGAACCGCUACAGCUUUUACAGCACUUGCAGUGGUCAGAAGGCCGUCAAGAAGUGCCCCGUGCGACCGCCCUCCUGCAUCUCCAAGCAGGACCCGGUGUAUGUGCCCCCUAUCUCCUGCAACAAGGACCUGUCCUUUGGCCAUUCAAGGGCCAGUUCCAAGAUCUGCAGUGAGGACAUUGAGUGCAGUGGGCUGACCAUCCCCAAGGCUGUGCAGUACCUAAGCUCCCAGGAUGAGAAGUACCAGGCCAUUGGGGCCUAUUACAUCCAGCAUACCUGCUUCCAGGAUGAAUCUGCCAAGCAACAGGUCUAUCAGCUGGGGGGCAUCUGCAAGCUGGUGGACCUCCUCCGCAGCCCCAAUCAGAAUGUCCAGCAGGCUGCUGCUGGCGCCCUGCGCAACCUGGUGUUCAGGAGCACCACCAAUAAGCUGGAGACCAGGAGGCAGAAUGGGAUCCGUGAGGCUGUCAGCCUCCUGCGGAGAAGCGGGAGCACGGAGAUCCAGAAACAGUUGACUGGGCUGCUCUGGAACCUGUCUUCCACUGACGAGCUGAAGGAGGAGCUGGUGGCUGAUGCUCUACCUGUUCUGACUGACCGGGUCAUCAUUCCUUUCUCUGGCUGGUGUGACGGCAACAGCAACAUGUCCCGGGAGAUGGUGGACCCUGAGGUCUUCUUCAACGCCACAGGCUGCUUGAGGAACCUGAGCUCAGCUGAUGCUGGCCGCCAGACUAUGCGGAACUACUCAGGGCUCAUUGACUCCCUCAUGGCCUAUGUCCAGAACUGUGUGGCUGCCAGCCGCUGUGAUGACAAGUCCGUGGAGAACUGCAUGUGUAUCCUGCAUAAUCUCUCCUACCGUCUGGAUGCCGAGGUGCCCACCCGCUACCGCCAGCUGGAGUACAAUGCCCGCAACACCUACACUGAGAAGUCCUCUACAGGCUGCUUCAGCAACAGGAGCGACAAGAUGAUGAACAAUAACUAUGACUGCCCCCUUCCUGAGGAGGAGACCAACCCCAAGGGCAGCAGCUGGCUGUACCACUCUGAUGCCAUCCGCACCUACCUGAACCUCAUGGGCAAGAGCAAGAAAGAUGCCACCCUAGAGGCCUGUGCCGGGGCCCUGCAGAACCUGACAGCCAGCAAGGGGCUGAUGUCCACUGGCAUGAGCCAGUUGAUCGGGAUCAAGGAAAAGGGCUUGCCACAAAUCGCCCGCCUCCUGCAAUCCGGCAAUUCAGAUGUGGUGCGGUCCGGGGCCUCUCUGCUGAGCAACAUGUCCCGCCACCCUGUACUACACAGAAUUAUGGGAAACCAGGUGUUCCCAGAGGUAACCAGACUCCUCACCAGCCACACCGGCAACACCAGCAACUCUGAAGAUAUCUUGUCCUCAGCCUGCUACACUGUGAGGAACCUGAUGACCUCUCAGCCUCAGAUGGCCAAGCAGUACUUCUCCAACAGCAUGCUCAACAACGUCUUCAACCUGUGCCGCAACAGUGCCUCCUCACCUAAGGCUGCAGAGGCUGCCCGACUGCUCCUGUCUGACAUGUGGGCCAGCAGGGAGCUGCAAGGCAUCCUCAGGCAGCAAGGUUUCGAUAGGAACAUGCUGGGAACCAUAGCUGGGGCCAACAGCCUCAGAAACUUCACCUCCCGGUUCUAAGAAGAGACUGUCCAAGCAAGUUCAGCUUGCAGAAAGACAUGACCCAGCUCAGAAGACCUCAGGCCUUGAGGAUGGGUUACCUGCUUCAUUUGUGCAGUAUUUGGAGAUGUUCAGA